Amphiprion ocellaris (clown anemonefish) is the source of this 4898-nucleotide messenger RNA. RefSeq names its product rabenosyn-5. Bases 239 to 2575 code for a protein of 778 amino acids. Lineage: Eukaryota; Metazoa; Chordata; Actinopteri; Pomacentridae. Gene Ontology annotation, molecular function: metal ion binding. The transcript is spliced from 12 exons. The record is from RefSeq and is a predicted model, not a curated record.
GUACCGAUGGAAUGCUAAUCACAUGACCAGGCAGGGCUGCUGCUGCUGGUGUUGUCUAGCUGUCAAAGAAAAUCUAAACUGUCAACAGCACAGUUAUUAUCGGAUAAAAUUUGUCCUGGGUUUUUCCUCAAGCGUCAUGGACCUAUUGUGGGGUUGGCUGCACACCCCAUGACAUGUGGACCAAAGCAGGAUCGUGCUGCCUUGCACCUCUUCUGCAACAAUACAGCCAUCUACUGUCAUGGCCUCCAGCUACCCGCCUCCCUUUGAGGGCACAGGUGAAGUGAAGGAGGGCUUUCUUUGCCCACUGUGCCUGAAGGACCUGCAGUCGUUCUACCAGCUCCAAGACCACUACGAAGAGGAGCACUCUGGGGAGGACCGCCAUGUUAGGGGGCAACUAAAAAGCUUGGUUCAGAAGGCAAAGAAAGCCAAAGAUAAACUGCUGAAGAGGGAUGGAGAUGACAGACCAGAUACUGGCAGUUAUGAGUCCUUCUACUAUGGUGGAGUGGACCCAUACAUGUGGGAGCCUCAGGAACUGGGAGCAACGCGAAGUCACCAAGACUUCUUUAAAAAACACAGAGCAGCCCGGAUUGAUCACUAUGUCAUAGAGGUCAACAAGCUCAUCAUCAGACUGGAAAAGUUGACAUCAUUUGACAGAACCAGCUCAGAUGCUGCUAAAAUCAGAGCCAUUGAGAAGUCUGUGGUGUCAUGGGUGAAUGACUCGGAUGUCCCGUUCUGUCCCGACUGCGGAAACAAGUUCAACAUCCGUAACAGACGGCACCACUGUCGCCUCUGUGGGUCCAUCAUGUGUAGGAAGUGCAUGGAAUUUGUCCCCCUACCUUUGGCCCAGAAGCUGAUUAGCGGGACUCGAGAAGCCUUGUGUGUUCCCGGAAGUCCUGGUCAGUCCCAGUCUCCCCCAGCAGGAGGUGGCAGCAGUGGGAUGGGCUCUAGGAGAGGUAGUAUCAGCAGCUUGAGCAGUGUAACCUCCAUGCUGGAGGAAAAGGAUGACGAGAAGAUCCGCUGUUGUCACCACUGCAUGGACACGCUGCUGAAGAGACAGCAGAAGUUAGAAGAGAAGGACCAUGUGCCAGAUAUAGUGAAACUUUAUGAGAGGCUGAGGAUGUGCAUGGAGAAGGUGGAUGAAAAGGCUCCAGAGUACAUCCGAAUGGCAGAGUCUCUCAAUGCCGGAGAAACUACAUACAAUCUUGACACUGCUGGUGGACUGAGACUGGAAGUCCAGAAAUACUACGAACUAAUCGAUGCUCUAAGUAAGAGGAUUUUAACACUGGGAGUUAAAGAUGAUCCACAGCCACAUCCAAAGGCGCUCCAGCUACAAAGGAUGAUCCGCUAUACAGCCACACUAUUUGUCCAGGAGAAGCUGUUAGGUCUGAUGUCUUUACCCACUAAGGAGAAAUAUGAAGAGCUGAAAGAAAAGAGGAAACAGGAACAAGAGAAGAGACUCCAACAAGAGAGACUGGCCGUCCAGGAGACUCUGAAGAGGAGGCAGGAGUCUGAGAGAAACCGUCCACCUGCCAAUGGAGAGCUGCCCCAGGCCCCGAGAGCUCCACGUAUGACCAAAGCUGGUGGAUGGUUGCCGUCUGCAGACUCUGUCCAUGCACGCAGUGAGCUAGAAGACCCUCUCCUGCAGCAGAUUGAGAACAUUCAGUCAUUCCUUCGUCAGGCGCGGGAGGCCAAGAGAGCAGAUGAGGUAGCCAUGUUAGAGGAGAACUUGCGUCAGCUGCAGGAUGAAUACGACCAGCAGCAGACCACCCUCGCUAUCGCGCUCUCCCAGAAGUUGGCUGAGGAGGAAGACCUGCAGCAGGGGGAGCUCCAUCGCCUAGAGGCUCGGGAAAGGGAGGAAAGAGAGCAGUGGGGCUCCACUGUGGGCCCCAACCAGCCUUCCUUCACAUGGGAACCAUCUCUGGAUAUCAGCCCAGCAGGAGGCUACCAGGGAGAGGAAGACACAGCAGAAGAGAACCUGACUGCUAAAGCUGAGAGGAGUCCAUCAUCUGUGAGGGCGUUUGCUGCUCUCACAAGCCAGGAGUCGUCCCCUCCAAGACUAAGGAGUUUAGGAGGGCAUGUAACUCCCCCUAGUGGUGAUGGCCAAAACAGCACCUCCCUGAAUCCUUUUGAAGAGGAGGACUCAACUCCCAUUGAGGAGGAUCCAUCCAAUCCCUUCUUCGAGGACAUCAAGAGGGAACACAAAGAGGAAAGUAAUGGGAAGAAAGAAUACAACCCCUUUGACGAAGAUGACGAUGCAGAGGAGGACAAACAGGCCGAGACGGUACCUGGCAACCCCUUUGAGGAAGACGACACUGACACCGGUAACCCUUUCAUGGAGGCCUCUGGGAAUUCUCCUGAAGUCUCGACCAACCCUUUUGAUGGGGACGAUGAUGAUGAGGUUUUGCCUGAUGUGGACAUGAUAGAGGAGGAACUGCUGCUGCAGCAGAUCGACAACAUCAGGGCCUACAUUUUUGAUGCAAAGCUCAGCGGCCGUCUGGACGAGGUGGAACUCCUGUCAGAGAACCUAAGAGAGCUUCAGCUCACUCUACAGGAACAGAAGAAAAAGAAGCACUGACACAUUUUCCUCGAAAUCUCCCCUGAUCACCUGCUACUUACCAAGUCCUGCAAGGCUAGCUCACUUUACAUGACUAAUGAGCCCAAGAAGCUCAGUUUGGGUGAGGUCUGCUGUACCAUAGAUUAGGUUCAUCCUAAAAUUAAAUAUGUUUUAGAGCUCAGUAGUCUGGAGCACUUUCCAAACAUCUUUCUGAACCACAUGUCCCGUUUCGGGUUGAAGAGGGCUGGCGUCUAUCCCAGCAUGCACAAUUUUUAAGCACUGAACAUAGAAAUUCAUUUGUACAGGCAUGUUGAUGGACAUAUUAUUAAUCCAGUUGUAACAGUGCAAACAUGAACAAUGGAAGACAGAAGAAUGUCACUUUAAUGGCUGUUUUAUGAGUCAGUCAGGUGGUUCUUUGAGUCAAGUCCUGCUGGGGUCUUGUGGAAGUCAGGUGGUAUGAUGAAGUGUUUCCAUGACGAAGGUUGAACAAGCGUUUUCCAAAUUAAUUUUAUAGAGCACUCUGUCGCACUUCGCUAAUGUUGUUGGACUCACAAUGGACAGUUUUUUAAAAAUGAUCAAAACUGAUGUUGGAGAGCCAGAGAAUGUUUCUUUAUUCCGAGCAUUCUUCCUCCGCAAAACCUGACGCCUACAUUACCCACAAUGCAACUUGACUGAGAGUUUGGUGCGUAGCAGUGAAUGCAGCCUCAGAUGAGAUGGAGAAGAGGCUACAGAGAUCUGGCUUCUGUUUAGCUCCACACUCGUAGUCUUCAGACCAAACCAACGCUGACUACAGUGGCAUCAGUUGAGGCAAUUUCCCAGAUUUCACACAGCUUCCUCUGAAGCCAUUAAAGGCUAUAAAAAUCUGUUCACAUAGAAUUGGAAGCAGCCUUUGACAUGUUAAAUCUGUUCCAUUGAUAUCCCAGCAAUAGUGUUAGCACACUUCCAACUUCAUUUUAUUUGUGGUAAUUGAAAUUCCUACUGUUCAUUCAAGUAUUAGUAAAGAACUAAACCAUGCUUUACUUAUUAUUUCUAACUGGACCAUUAACAUUUGUCAGUCUGAGCAUUAAGUGUUCAAAGGAAACUGAUUCUUAGAUACUAAUAAUUGGAUUCUCCUUUUCAGUCACUACACAUGCACUGAUUGUUGUUGCAGCGCCAAUGACCCUGUAGAGGAAAUUAAAGGCACAUUACAAAGAGUUAAUCCUUUCUUGUUCAUCACUCAUACCAGUACUUGGGUAUCUUUUAAGGUAUCAGGACCACAAAAAAAGUUCUCAGUCACUAACCAUACUGCUAAUAACCACAUUUGUGAUACAGUAUUCGUGGCAGAGGUUGAGUAUUUGUUCAAACAGCUGUUAAUUUCUCCUACAAUGAAAUGCUUUUUUUUUUUCCUGUAAAAGUGAAUUCAAAUGUUCCUCUUAGCUGACAUGAUCCGUCUGUAAGGUUUAGAUAAAAGUCUUUAUCAAGCAGAUUUAUUUCACUAAUCAUUCUUAUUGCAUCUUGUCUGUGUUAUGGGUUAAAAACUGCAUCUUAAAUGCCAGAGAGAGCCAAAUCAACAGUCUUUUCUUUGAUGUCCUACUGUGUGACCUUGCGGGUUGUGAUGGAAUUGUUUACAGUGGCUCUUGGGCUGCAUGUGUCUGUGUUUCUCUGAGGUGCUGUGUGAUGCUGAGCUAGCGGCAGGGCAUGCUUGUCUUUCUGCUCUCAGCUUUUCUUAGAGAUCAUAGACAUAUAGUUGUCACUCCGUGCUGUUCCGUGCUGUCAGACAAGAUCUGUAUGUGAAGCAUGUUAUCUGUUAAAUAGUUUCAUUUAUGAAGCCCAUUCAGAGGCCAUACAACCAGUUCACCCAGCGUGUAGGUACUAAGCACUAUUUGCCAAGGGACGCUGUAGAUAACGAAGUAAAAAAAUAAGGCAUCAAAGCUCGUGUACAGAAACCAUUCUGUUGUGAAGAUUACAUAAACUCUUAGGUCAAAGCAACUUUUCUCAGACAUACUAACACUACAUGAAUGCCAGCAAGUAUUAUCAGUCAGUCCUAACAUGAAUUUGUCUUAGCGCUUUAUGUCAGAAUGUUCAUAAUUCUCUUCAUAGAUGGCAACAAGAGACGGGGUUCUGCAGUUGUUGAUCGUCUUACACAGAAAACAUGCAACACUCUAAAUGUAUUUUGACAGUGUGAAUAACUCAAGGAGCUUCUUUGUGUCUUAGCAGUUGCUUUCAGCUUUGAGAGUAAUUUGAGCAACAUCUCUGCAUUUAAAACAGACUGCAGAAUGAAAAACAUUUGAAACACAGACACCGAUUUAUAAAACUUUAGAGAGCUCCAUCUCAGCACCAAUAAAAAAAACUUGUCUAAAGCAAA